AUGGCGGUGCAGGUGGUGCAAGCUGUGCAAGCGGUUCAUCUUGAGUCUGAUGCUUUCCUAGUUUGUCUCAACCAUGCUCUGAGCACUGAAAAGGAGGAGGUGAUGGGUCUAUGUAUAGGGGAGAUGGAUACCAUCAGAAUUGUUCACAUCCAUUCUGUCAUUAUCUUGCGACGUUCUGACAAGAGAAAGGACCGUGUAGAAAUUUCUCCAGAGCAGCUGUCUGCAGCCUCAACAGAGGCAGAAAGGUUGGCUGAACUUACAGGUCGUCCCAUGAGAGUUGUUGGCUGGUAUCAUUCUCACCCUCACAUAACCGUUUGGCCUUCCCAUGUUGAUGUUCGUACACAAGCCAUGUACCAAAUGAUUGAUCAAGGCUUUGUAGGACUUAUUUUUUCCUGUUUCAUAGAAGACAAAAAUACAAAGACUGGUUGGGUACUCUACACUUGCUUCCAAUCCAUACAAGCCCAAAAAAGCUCAGAGUAUGAGAGAAUUGAAAUCCCAAUCCAUAUUGUACCUCAUAUCACUAUUGGGAAGGUAUGCCUUGAAUCAGCAGUAGAACUGCCAAAGAUCCUAUGUCAGGAAGAACAGGAUGCAUAUAGAAGGAUUCAUAGCCUUACACAUCUGGACUCAGUAACCAAGAUCCAUAAUGGCUCGGUGUUUACCAAGAAUUUAUGCAGUCAGAUGUCAGCAGUCAGUGGGCCUCUACUACAGUGGUUGGAGGACAGAUUGGAGCAAAACCAGCAGCAUUUGCAGGAGUUGCAACAAGAAAAAGAAGAGCUUAUGGAAGAGUUGUCUUCCCUAGAAUAAAGCAAGAGGACAAAAAUGUGAUAAUAUUGUUUCUCAGUUUGUGCACUGAAUAUGGUUCAAAACUAUAUACAACUCCUAUGUAGGCAGAUAAUUCAGGAGCACUUUUUAUAUCCCAACAGAUAGUUUUAUGUAUAUAAAAAUACAAGAUGUCUUCCUAAAACUUUUCCAGAGCGUAUAGAAUCCUCUUGCCUACAGUUGCUGUAAAAGAAAACAUGCAAGAUGAUUCACAGAAUAUGAAAGUUAUUUUGUAAGGGUUAUAAGAGAUGCAUUAGCAAGGAAUAUCUGGGAAUAAAAUAUUUGAUAAGUUUAUUCUAAAUGUUAAGAACAUUUAUUCUAAUUUUGAGCUGAAGUGUCAAUAUGCAUCCCUAUUUGUCCUGGAACUCACUAUGCAUACCUCACUAAGCUGCCCUCAAACGCAGAGAUCCACCUGCCUCUUCCUCUGUAGUGCUGGGAAUAAAGAUGUGCACCACCUACCAUGCUUGGCAUUAAAUGCCUAUUCUCAAUGAAAAUACCUGACAUAAAGUUUUUUUUUUUUUGAGACAAUGUCUCAUUAUGUAGCUGUGGCACGUCUGGGACUCACAAAG
Molecule: messenger RNA, 1388 nt
Organism: Microtus oregoni (creeping vole)
Lineage: Eukaryota; Metazoa; Chordata; Mammalia; Rodentia; Cricetidae
Gene: Brcc3
Product: BRCA1/BRCA2-containing complex subunit 3
Exons: 8
Coding region: 1-804 (267 amino acids)
Biological process (GO): double-strand break repair
Cellular component (GO): BRISC complex; BRCA1-A complex
Molecular function (GO): metallopeptidase activity; cysteine-type deubiquitinase activity; polyubiquitin modification-dependent protein binding
Source: RefSeq, a predicted model, not a curated record